CCCAACGUAUCUUGACUUAAGAAAGCUUCUUUGUACCCUCCCCAUGCAAACACAAAAAAGCAUGAAGGACACGCUAAUGGUGAUAGUGACCACAUUAAGAGCUCACUGAAAGGACGUAUUCGGACGGUAAAAAAGAUAAUCAAUAAAUAAAAAUGUCUGACAGAAUCGUAGAUGAGGAACCAGUGGCUGUCACUCACACAGGACCAAAGGGUGUCAUCAAUGACUGGCGUAAAUUUAAACUGGAGAGCAUGGACCAGGAGGCGCUGCCUCCCAGCAAGAGAGAGCUGAUAAGACAGAUGUCGUCCCCCCACAAGCCCAGAGACUCCUGUGUGGGUGGAUUCAAUCGCAAGAUGAGCGCUCAGGAGUACGAGCUGAUAAAGGAAGAUGAUGAGAAAAGUCUGCGUAAGUACCGCAAGCAAUGCAUGCAGGAGAUGCAUGAGCGCCUGAGCUUCGGGCCCAAAUUUGAGGGCGUGUACGACCUUGACAGUGGUGAGGACUUUCUGGAGGUCAUUGAGAAGGAGCACCGUCUCACAGUGGUGGUGGUGCACAUCUAUAAAGAUGGAGUGCAGGUGUGUGAGGCACUUAACAGUUGCAUGGAUUGUCUGGCCACAGAAUAUUCAAGUGUUAAAUUCUGCCGCAUUAGCGCGGCUGCCACUGGAGCUGGCGAGCGUUUCCCAGAUGACGUGCUGCCUGCCUUGUUAGUGUACAAGGCUGGAGAGCUUCUGGGGAACUUCCUGGCUGUUACGCAGCAUUUCAGCGAGGAGUUCUUUGCUACCGAUGUAGAAGCCUUCCUCAAUGAAUAUGGACUGCUGCCAGAGAAGGAAUGUGGCCCUGGAGCUGAUGAGGAUGAAGCAGAUGUGGAGUAAUGAAAGAUGGCAGAGAGUAGGAAUGGAUGAAAUGUAUGGAAGGAAUGUUUUUCUGAAUAUGACAAGAAUAAGUUUCAUUAUUCUUCCAGCUAACAUGAUGAGAUGCAUCCGUGUGCACAUGCAUCUCAGGGUAAAGAUCUCUUUGAGCAUUGUAGAGAAAAAAACUACUGAAUGUUUUGUACAGUACAAGAAAUGGAAUCAAGUCAGGAAAGAUAAUGAGAUAUUAAAUAUAUCAUGUUUUCUCAUAUAAGCAAAUAGACAAUUGCAUGAAUAUGGAUUAGAGAAGAAUUAAUUAGUGUCAUGUGGCAUGCUUAUGCACAUAUUUAUGUAAAUGUGAUUGCAUGUAGCAAAAUAUGAUGCAAAUAAGAAUGGUCCAUAAUCGGUUUUAGAGCUCUUUCUUUCAAAGCAGCACAACAUUGU
Molecule: messenger RNA, 1286 nt
Organism: Carassius carassius (crucian carp)
Lineage: Eukaryota; Metazoa; Chordata; Actinopteri; Cypriniformes; Cyprinidae
Product: phosducin-like
Exons: 4
Coding region: 153-866 (237 amino acids)
Biological process (GO): regulation of G protein-coupled receptor signaling pathway
Source: RefSeq, a predicted model, not a curated record